Molecule: messenger RNA, 1532 nt
Organism: Marmota monax (woodchuck)
Lineage: Eukaryota; Metazoa; Chordata; Mammalia; Rodentia; Sciuridae
Gene: Akirin2
Product: akirin 2
Exons: 5
Coding region: 575-1186 (203 amino acids)
Biological process (GO): positive regulation of transcription by RNA polymerase II; positive regulation of innate immune response
Cellular component (GO): nucleus; chromatin
Molecular function (GO): transcription coregulator activity
Source: RefSeq, a predicted model, not a curated record
UGUUAUUGACGCCAUAUUGGGGCCGGCGGCGGUUGGAAGAGUCGUACAGUGGAGGGGGAAGCGGUUGGACGUGUUCGUUUGAGCUCCUGCUGCCGCAGCCACCUCGUAAUCCCUCCCCAUCGGCCGCCCUUCGGAAGCUUCUGAACGUACUAGGGUCUACUGGAAACCGCGUUCCAGCCUCACACCCCUCUGGGUUGGUAUCUACUUCCGAAGGGAGCCGGUCUCGGCGCAGGAGCGCCUCUGGCGCGGCGCAAAGCUCGAACGGACGGCUGGGGCAGCCGGAGCCUCUUCCCGAGGAGCGGUGCCUGAGGAGGCGGAAGAGCCCCCCUGACGCGGCUGGCGUGCGUGCCGCCACCGCCCCUCGCGUUCUCGCCCGGACCGGCCCUGGCCACUGCCCCUGCCGCGGAGGCAGCGGCGGCGGCGGCACCUCUUUACUCGGCGGGCGCUCCAACACCCACCUGGCUCCUCCCGAUCCCGUCGGCUAGGCUCUCUUAGAGUCCCCGGUCUUCCCCCCUUCCCUCGCCCUCCCCCUCCCCGACCCCACCCGAGCCGGGCGCCUCAGCUGCCUCCGGCCAUGGCGUGCGGAGCCACUCUGAAAAGGACUCUGGAUUUCGACCCGCUGCUGAGCCCGGCGUCCCCGAAGCGGAGGCGAUGUACGCCAUUGUCGGCGCCCACCUCGGCCGCUGCUUCCCCGUCGUCGGCGGCUGCAGCCACCGCCGCCUCCUUCUCGGCUGCGGCCGCCUCGCCGCAGAAGUAUCUCCGAAUGGAGCCGUCCCCCUUCGGCGAUGUCUCCUCCCGCCUCACCACAGAACAAAUUCUGUACAACAUAAAACAAGAGUAUAAACGCAUGCAGAAGAGAAGACAUUUAGAAACUAGUUUCCAACAGACAGAUCCAGGUUGUAGUUCUGAUGCACAGCCACAUGCAUUUCUCCUCAGUGGACCAGCUUCACCAGGGACUUCAUCUGCAACAUCCUCACCAUUAAAAAAAGAACAGCCCUUAUUUACUCUACGGCAGGUUGGGAUGAUCUGCGAACGCUUGUUGAAAGAACGCGAAGAGAAAGUUCGAGAAGAGUAUGAAGAAAUAUUGAACACAAAACUUGCAGAACAAUAUGAUGCAUUUGUGAAGUUUACACAUGAUCAGAUAAUGCGACGAUAUGGAGAACAGCCUGCUAGUUAUGUUUCAUGAAUCAAGUUUUCUGCAAUUGUGGGCUGCCUUAUUUCUUGUUGAGUUGUUGCAGGAGGUCCCAAUUUCAACAUGCAACAAUGCCAAUAUUCCCUGUGAAUGCAGGUUAUGUCAAGCUUUCGUCAGUGGCAACCACUCUUAGGCAGCAGCAACUGGUUUUGGAAAUUUCCCUGAUGUCAGUACCACCUGGAUGUGGACCUUUGCUACCUGUAUUAAUACCAGUGGCCUCACUUUGCUGUAUCAUUACAAUUUGGCUUCUCAUAUUAAUAUGUUUGAAAAGGAUUAAAGCUGGUAUUCUAGAACAUGCCCUUCAUUGGUUGUGUAAAUAAAACUGUAGAAUGACACUUCA